This is a messenger RNA of Belonocnema kinseyi, 3084 nucleotides long. It is a transcript of the gene Marf, whose product is annotated as transmembrane GTPase Marf. Bases 247 to 2526 code for a protein of 759 amino acids. NCBI's taxonomy places the organism in Eukaryota, Metazoa, Arthropoda, Insecta, Hymenoptera, Cynipidae. Gene Ontology annotation, molecular function: GTP binding; GTPase activity. Gene Ontology annotation, biological process: mitochondrion localization; mitochondrial fusion. The record is from RefSeq and is a predicted model, not a curated record. The transcript is spliced from 12 exons. Gene Ontology annotation, cellular component: mitochondrial outer membrane.
UAAAAUAUGUAAAUUUUUGGUAAUUUCGGCCAGAAAAUUAAUGCAGGCAAAAUAUUUUAGUUGUAGUGCCAAGACGAGUGUUAAGUGUCGACAGCUAGAAAUUUUAUGGAUGUACGGCUCAAUGUCAGAAAACAAGCAGUUGGUCCCGCAUGCUGUGCACUGCAUCAGAAUUCUGUCCAAUCUACCUUGCACUUUAUGUUCGUUGUUUUGCUAAGUAAUUCAUCGUACCCUAAAAUAUAAGGACAAAUGGCUGCUUAUAUAAAUCGCACAAUGUCUAUGAUUGGCGGCGAAAGUCAAUUUCGCUCGAAUGAUGCUAGAACUGAAAAUUCACCUCUACAGAUUUUCGUCAAGGCCAAGAAAAAGAUCAACCACAUUUUCGAGGAAAUAGAGGACUAUGUGCAAGACACGGUUGGAUUUAUGGGAUCUCUUCGAGAUGAUCGAGACAUCAUCAGUGCUGAAGAGGCAACGAGAGCCACCGCGUAUGUCGAGAAAGUUCAAGGGAUUCGAGAUGUUCUCAGACGAGAUAACAUGAAAGUUGCUUUCUUCGGAAGAACAAGCAAUGGAAAAAGCACAGUAAUCAACGCCAUGUUGCGUGAUAAAAUAUUACCCAGUGGCAUUGGGCACACGACAAACUGCUUUCUUCAAGUUGAAGGUUCUGAAAACAAUGAAUCCUAUUUAGUAACUGAAGGCUCUGAUGAAAAGCAACCAGUUCAGUCGGUUGGCCAACUUGGCCAUGCUUUGUGCAAAGAAAAACUUUGUGAGAGUCACUUAGUUCGAAUAUUCUGGCCAAAGGAUAAAUGUUUACUUUUAAGGGACGAUGUAGUAUUUGUCGACAGCCCAGGAGUCGACGUAACUCCAAAUCUAGAUGAAUGGAUAGACAAGCACUGCCUGGAUGCAGACGUUUUUGUGCUCGUCGCAAAUGCUGAAUCCACUCUUAUGGUCACGGAGAAAAAUUUCUUUCACAAAGUAUCAACGAAACUGUCGAAACCGAACAUUUUUAUUCUGAAUAAUCGAUGGGAUGCAUCAGCUUCUGAACCAGAAUUUUUAGAUGAGGUGAGAGCACAGCAUCAGGAACGUGCAAUCGAUUUUCUCACUAAGGAGUUGAAAGUCUACAAUUCGAAAGACGCGGAGGAACGAGUUUUCUUCAUCUCUGCAAAGGAAACAUUGUUAGCCCGUUUGGAGGAGCAGCGAGGCCAUCCUGCUCACAAUGGAGCACUUGCUGAUGGUUUCCAAAAUCGCUACUUUGAGUUUCAAGAUUUCGAAAGGAAAUUCGAAGAGUGUAUUUCAAAGUCAGCAGUGAAAACAAAAUUCGAACAACAUUCGCAACGUGGGAAGUACAUUGCUACGGAGAUUCGACAAACGCUGGACGAAAUACUCGAACGAACCCAAAAAAUGCGAGCUGAACAACUCAACAACAAAAAAGAAGUCCACGACAAAUUAAACUUUACAGAACAACAACUUCUGUUGUUAACUCAGGAAAUGAAGGAUAAAAUUCAUCACAUGGUCGAGGAUGUCGAACAGCGUGUUUCGAAAGCUUUAAGUGACGAAAUACGCAGACUCUCGGCUCUCGUCGAUGAAUUUAGCGUCCCAUUCCAUCCUGAACCGUUGGUAUUAAAUGUUUACAAACGGGAACUUCACGGCCACGUAGAAAAUGGCUUAGGAUCAAAUUUAAGAGCACGGCUCAGUACCGCAUUGGCUCUAAAUAUAGAAAAUUCACAACGCGAAAUGACCGAGCGAAUGUCAGUUUUACUCCCGGACAACAAGAAGCAAAUGUCCCUGAAUAUUCUGCCUCGCAGAGAACCCUUCGAAAUUUUGUACAGGCUCAACUGCGAUAAUCUCUGCGCCGAUUUCCACGAGGACCUAGAAUUCAGAUUCUCUUGGGGCAUUACUGCGAUGAUUAGCAGGUUUGCUGGCAAACAGAAUCAACGAGUGGCGAUUGCAAAUUAUCCCCAGGAUGUUCCACCGUAUAUUGCUUCUCCUGCGGAUAGUAUAGAUUCUUCGAAGUUUGUUACGAGCGUGACUUCUUUCCCAACGAGGCAUGAUGAUUGGUCGCUAGCUUCAAGAGUCGCAAUUGCUUCUAUAACUUCGCAAGGCACAAUGGGCGGAUUAAUUGUUGCCGGAUUUAUGCUGAAAACAGUAGGAUGGAGGUUAAUUGCAGUUACUGGCGCAGUAUAUGGUGCUUUGUAUCUCUACGAAAGAUUAACCUGGACGAACACUGCGAAAGAACGAGAAUUUAAAAGACAAUAUGUAGAUCAUGCCACCAAAAAAUUGAAACUCAUUGUUGAUCUCACUUCCGCAAAUUGCAGUCACCAAGUUCAGCAAGAACUUUCGAGCACAUUUGCCCGUCUUUGCCACUUGGUAGACGAAGCAACCUCGGAAAUGGACAUGGAUCUAAAAAAAAUAGCCACAACCCUUCGAACUCUCGAAGAGGCAGCUACAAGUGCUAAGGUCUUGAGAAACAAGGCGAAUUACCUGACCAACGAGCUCGAUCUAUUCGAUGCUGCUUACCUCAAAUCGUUGAAUUGAACUCUGGCAAAAAGUUGAUGCAGAACGAAAUACGAUUUCAAGUUAUUUAUGUGUAAAAAGGGGUUUAAGUAGCUUCUAUUUGCACCGUUAUAGAAUAAGUCGGAUAUCUAUACUUCAGUCUCGAUUUUUAAAACCGAUUGUGAAUUAUGGGAACCCCUUCUUACACGCGUAUGGAAUGUUUCUAUUUAAAAGUCUAGUCUAGAAUCUGUUUCAGAUGCUCGCAAAGAGAACGGUAAUUAAUUUCGAUUUUGCAAGAUUUUGAUUUUUUUUUCUUGAUUUUUUUGAGAUAGUAUUUUCUUUUUUAUUAUUCUGAAUCAAUUUCUCCCUUGGCUUAUCCAUAACCUUGCCAACUAAAUUGGGAGUGCGUUAUCAUUUUUUUAUUGCGAAUUUAUUCACUUUCGUGGGCAGCUGAUUGUGAAUUUCAUAGAUUAAUUAUACAUCUAGAUCUAUUAGAGAAUUAUUUUUAUUUAUAUGAGUAAUAAAAUGAUUACUAGAUUUUAAUAUUGAACAGAUGCAGAUUGUAUGUUAUAUUAAUAAAGUUGACGGUUGUAUACAAAA